GUCUUACAGAUACGAGCGUAGACGUUGAAUUUAGUUUCCAUAUCUCAUUUUUGGCCGUGUAAUUAAAAAAUUAUAGUAUUUAAUACUUUCUAUAACUAACAGACGCGGUACAAAAAUAAUUAUUACAGUUUGUGUUGUAUAAUAUUGCAAAAAUUAAACUGUUCUUUCACUUUAUAGUUUAUUGCUAAGCUUCACUCUUCAGUAUUUAGUUGUCCACGUGGCUGAAUCAUCAUGUCAUCUUUUGCAGAAAAAAAAGAAUUGAUCAUUCGCAAUCUUCAGGAGAUUCUUGGGGAAGAUAAACUUGAUACUAUAUUAAAAGAGAGAGACUUGAAAAUUUAUUGGGGUACAGCUACAACAGGAAAACCCCAUAUUGCAUAUUUUGUACCUAUAUCCAAAAUAGCUGAUUAUUUGAAAGCUGGCUGCGAGGUUACAGUUUUAUUUGCUGAUUUACAUGCCUAUUUGGAUAAUAUGAAAGCUCCAUGGGAGCUCUUAGAACUUAGGGUACAGUAUUAUGAAUAUUCAAUUAAAGCAAUGUUGACUUCAAUUGGGGUACCAUUGGAAAAAUUAAAAUUUGUACGUGGUACAGAAUAUCAACUUUCUAGAGAAUACACCAUGGAUGUAUAUAGAUUAUGUUCUUCUAUUACUGAACACGAUGCAAAAAAAGCUGGUGCUGAGGUUGUAAAACAAGUUGAUAAUCCACUAUUAUCUGGAUUACUUUAUCCAGGUUUACAGGCAUUAGAUGAAGAAUAUCUUAAAGUUGAUGCUCAGUUUGGUGGAGUUGAUCAACGUAAAAUAUUUACUAUGUCUGAAAAAUAUUUACCCCAACUGGGUUAUGUCAAAAGAAUUCAUCUAAUGAAUCCAAUGGUACCUGGUUUAGCUGGAGGCAAAAUGUCAUCAUCUGAAGAAGAUAGUAAAAUUGACCUACUUGAUUCUCCUGCAGCUGUAAAAAAAAAGUUAAAAAAAGCAUUUUGUGAACCUGGAAAUAUAUCUGAUAAUGGACUUUUGGCUUUUGCUAAACAUGUAAUAUUUGGAUUAUUUAAACCCGAUGAAACAUUUAAAAUAUUCAGAAAAGAAGCUAAUGGUGGAGAUAAAUAUUUUAAUACAUAUGGAGAACUUGAAGCCUAUUUUGCCGAGCAAAAUCUUCAUCCUGCUGAUUUAAAAGCAGCAGUUGAGUUCUAUAUUAAUAGACUGCUUGAUCCGAUACGAAAAAUAUUUGAGGACCCUAAAUUACAAGAGCUAGUAUCAAAAGCCUAUCCAACAUCUAGUAAGCCUGGAAAAACUGCUCAAAAAAGUGUAAGCAAUCUACAACCAGAAAACGAAGCCAUUCCUACACGUUUGGACAUUCGUAUUGGUAAAAUAGUUGAAGUAUCUAUGCAUCCAGAUGCUGACUCAUUGUAUGUUGAAAAAAUUGAUGUUGGUGAAAAAGAACCACGGACAAUAGUUAGUGGUUUAGUAAAGUUUGUUCCGAUUGAAGAAAUGCAAAAUAGAACUGUUGUUGUCUUAUGCAAUCUAAAGCCUGCCAAAAUGAGAGGAGUGGAAUCAUGUGGAAUGGUUCUCUGUGCUUCAAGUGAAAAUGAUGGUAUUAAGUUUGUUGAACUACUACAACCAGCAGAAGGAAGUCAACCAGGUGAUCGAGUAUUUGUCGAAGGUUAUGAUAAAGGCGAACCAGAUAAAAUACUCAAUCCAAAAAAGAAAAUCUGGGAAAAACUACAAGUUGAUUUAAAAGUUUCUGAAAAAUGUGAAGCUCAAUGGCAGUCAAACAACUUACUCACAAAUGCUGGUAAAAUCCUCAGCAAGUCUUUAAAAAAUGUUCAUAUUGCUUGAAGUAUUAAAAGUAACAUUAUAUAAAAUGUAUGGUGUUUUUUUAUAACAAUAUACACACUAAUUGCCGGUUAA
Adelges cooleyi (spruce gall adelgid) is the source of this 1896-nucleotide messenger RNA. RefSeq names its product tyrosine--tRNA ligase, cytoplasmic (gene TyrRS). The record is from RefSeq and is a predicted model, not a curated record. The transcript is spliced from 10 exons. Gene Ontology annotation, biological process: tyrosyl-tRNA aminoacylation. Gene Ontology annotation, molecular function: tyrosine-tRNA ligase activity; tRNA binding; ATP binding. NCBI's taxonomy places the organism in Eukaryota, Metazoa, Arthropoda, Insecta, Hemiptera, Adelgidae. Bases 232 to 1824 code for a protein of 530 amino acids.